UUAAAGUUUGAAAUUGUGGAUUUUAAUAGAGUACCUAGUACGUAGCUAUGUGGGGGUCAGUCAGGUUAGUAUUGAGUCAACAAGCUGCUGGCAGUUUCAGCCCUAGCUUCUAUGUUGGGCUGGACUUGCUGCCAUAUGGAAUUGUAUGUACCUACCUAAGGUAAAUAAUAAAUAUUCAAUGCCCAUGUAUAUUGGUAUAGCCUGUACCUUCCAAUAAGAUGUACAGAAACGAGGGCCGACUCAGCAUUAAACAUACAUAACUCUCAUCAACUUUCCCUCCCAUCGUAGACUCCAACGUCAUAGGAGAUUCCUGCGAGGCGGUAUUUUCCUCUUUUUUUUCCAACUUCAAUCCACCAAAAUACGGUUGACUCUUGCUGCUUUUUUUUUAAUAAAAAAGUGCUUGAGUUACAAGCUUCGCAAACAAUCGAGAAGAACAUUAAGCCUGUCACCUUUUUCAACUGCCAUCAUCCUUGAACUACUGAGGUGCUUCAAGGUUUUAUCAGCCCACGACGCACGCUUUAUCGCCACAGACAUCAAAUUUGAACAUAUUCCUGUUUUCUGGGCUUCUAAGGAUCGCGAGUGGCAGGAAGAUCGAACAAUUGUACCAAAGAGUGAAUAAAAAAGAAGUGCAAUUUAUUUGUUAGCAAGGAUGGAUGCAACAGAUGCAGCUGAGACUCCGGCCCAACGUCCCUCGAUCCCCGAUCGCAAACAGCGAAAAUCCGUCGUUUUCAAUUCUGAGGCCGUUGUAGUUGAAGCUGACGGUAAAUUGACCACCAUGGCUUCCGAUGAUACCAAGGACACCGCCGCGUCCCAUACACCUCGUACGCCGCCGCUCUCGGCUGCUCUUGGCGCAAUUGCUGAUUUAAAAGAAGCACCCGUUGACGAUGCUGCCCCUCUCGCUGAUGAAGGCGGUCUCGAUCUUCUAAAGAAGAAGAAGAAGAAGCCCAAGAAGACCGAGGAAGGUGAGGGAGCUGAAGGCGAUGGCGCCGCUGAUGGAGCUGCCGAUGCCGGUGGCUUGGAUCUGACCUUGAAAAAGAAGAAGAAGAAGAAGGCUGCCAAGGCUGGCGAGGGCGACGAAUUCGCUGCCAAGCUUGCCGCUCUUGAUCUCGACAAGGAGGGUGACGGUGAGGGUGCUACCGAUGCGAAGGGCGAUGACCAAAGCGGUGAUAUGGAGAAGGGUACUGGCAUCUGGAGCCACGAUGAGACCAAGGCUAUCAGUUACGAUCUACUGCUUAGCCGCUUCUUCAGCCUGUUGGCUCAGAAGAACCCUGACCAUGCUUCCAGCGGCACGCGAAGCUACAAGAUCCCGCCGCCACAGUGCCUGCGUGAAGGUAACAAGAAGACCAUCUUUGCCAACAUCCAGGAAAUCACGAAGCGAAUGAAGCGAAGCGAGGAACACGUUACCGCCUACCUAUUUGCCGAGUUGGGUACCAACGGUUCCGUCGACGGAAGCAGACGAUUGGUCAUCAAGGGUCGAUUCCAGCAGAAGCAGAUUGAGAACGUGCUACGGAAGUACAUCAUCGAAUAUGUCACAUGUAAAACAUGCCGCUCCCCAGACACGGAACUCAACAAGGGAGAGAACCGUCUCUACUUCAUCACCUGCAACUCGUGCGGAUCUCGCCGUUCCGUCACCGCCAUCAAGACGGGUUUCUCAGCCCAAGUCGGCAAGAGAAGAAAGAUGCAGGGUUAAAGCUGUGUCACGAAUUCUUCUACAUUGGUUGGUGUCUACGGUCUGGUCCCCCCAAACACUCGGAUGAGUGUUUGUUCGUUCGCAAUAAAACGGCAUCCUCUCCGUCUCCCCCCCCCUCAUGGUGGGUUUGCGGGAUAUAGGUCGGGCUAUCUCUUUGGGGGAUUCAUGCAUGCAUGGCUAGGUACUGGGUCAGCACUACUUAGGUGGUCUUUAGGUAGUUUAGUUACCAGAACUGAAAUUGGCGAAGGAAAAAUUUGAUAUUUAUUGCUGCUAUGAAUAAAUUCGCCUGUAUAUGCCGAGAGUGUUAUGCCUUUAAAGCAGGUAUUAUUCCGUUCUAGUGAAAAACCUUGGGAUUUACAGAUU
Molecule: messenger RNA, 2053 nt
Organism: Hypoxylon fragiforme
Lineage: Eukaryota; Fungi; Ascomycota; Sordariomycetes; Xylariales; Hypoxylaceae
Product: domain found in IF2B/IF5-domain-containing protein
Exons: 3
Coding region: 650-1690 (346 amino acids)
Biological process (GO): formation of translation preinitiation complex; translational initiation; formation of cytoplasmic translation initiation complex
Cellular component (GO): eukaryotic translation initiation factor 2 complex
Molecular function (GO): mRNA binding; translation initiation factor activity; translation initiation factor binding
Source: RefSeq, a predicted model, not a curated record